AUGGCAGAUGACGCCGGUGCAGCAGCGGGGCCCGGAGGCCCCGGGCGCCCUGGGAUGGGGAACCACGGUAGCUUCCAUGGAGGUUUUGGCAGUGGCAUCUGGGGCCAGGUCCGAGUCCGUGGAGCUCAUGGAGGCAAAGCCGAGGAUAAGGAGUGGAUGCCUGUCACCACGUUGGGCCGCCUGGUCAAAGACAUACUGAUUAAAUCUCUGGAGGAGAUCUAUCUCUUCUUUCCGCCCAUCAAGGAAUCCGAGAUCAUUGACUUUUUCCUGGGGGCCUCUCUCAAAGAUGAGGUUUUGAAGAUUAUGCCGGUGCAGAAGCUGACCCGUGCUGGCCAGCGCACCAGGUUCAAGGCGUUUGUUGCUACUGGGGACUACAAUGGUCAUGUCGGUCUGGGUGUUAAGUGUUCCAAGGAGGUGGCCACUGCCAUCCGUGGGGCCAUCAUCCUGACCAAGCUCUCCAUUGUCCCUGUGCGCAGAGGCUACUGGGGGAACAAGAUUGGCAAGCCCCACAUCAUCUCUUGCAAGGUGCCAGGCCGCUGUGGUUCUGUGCUGGUACACCUCAUCCCCGCGCCCAGGGGCACUGGCAUCGUCUCAGCACCUGUGCCCAAGAAGCUGCUUAUGAUGGCUGGUAUCGAUGACUGCUACACCUCAGCUAGGGGCUGCAGUGCCGCGUUGGGCAACUUUGCCAAGGCCACCUCUGAUGCCAUCUCUAAGACUUGGAGCUACCUGACCCCUGAUCUCUGGAAGGAGACUAUAUUCACCAAGUCUCCCUAUCAGGAAUUCACUGACCACCUUAUCAAGACCCACACCAAAGUCUCCGUGCAGAGGACCCAAGCUCCAACUGUGGCUACAACGUAG
Molecule: messenger RNA, 858 nt
Organism: Callithrix jacchus (white-tufted-ear marmoset)
Lineage: Eukaryota; Metazoa; Chordata; Mammalia; Primates; Cebidae
Source: RefSeq, a predicted model, not a curated record